This is a messenger RNA of Actinia tenebrosa (Australian red waratah sea anemone), 3083 nucleotides long. Its product is annotated as putative N-acetylated-alpha-linked acidic dipeptidase. The record is from RefSeq and is a predicted model, not a curated record. Lineage: Eukaryota; Metazoa; Cnidaria; Anthozoa; Actiniaria; Actiniidae. Gene Ontology annotation, molecular function: carboxypeptidase activity.
AUAAUUAUUCAGUCUGGAGACUUCUGGGUUUGCAGCAGCACCUCCAUCGGAAGCGUACGUCAGGUCAACCAAGAGACCAGAGCAUUUCGCUGCACACCGACAUGGUUGAGACAGCCGAAAAAGCGGAGGAAACUGAACCCUUCAGGCAGAAAGAAGAGGUAGAGUAUCAUCCAGCGAAUUCGAAAGCGGAACAAGAACCUCUCGAGGAUCAACGGCUUCGAAUCCGAGUCGUAAUCCUGGUGGCUGCUGUUUUGGUUCUCAUCGGAGCCGCCUUUACCGUUGGAUACGUUGUUCGACGUUGUGGCAGACGGCCUCAUCCGAUUGAUAUCGACGAACUCGCUCGAGACGCCAUUGAAAAUAUUUCUACAUCGAACAUUCAGGAUCAACUGAGGUAUUUUACUAGAACUCCUCAUUUGGGCGGGUCGAAAGAGAGCAAAGAGCAAGCUGAAUACAUACAAAAGGAGUGGCAGAAUUACGGACUGGAUAGAGUAGAAUUAAAGAAGUACGAUGUGGUUUUUUCUUUGCCACAAAAGCCUGGUUUAGCGCGAAUUGUGAACGUCAAUGGAACUGAAAUUUUUCAAGCAAGUCAGAAAGAGACGCUGUUAGAUGGCGAGAAGGAUGRUAGGAUUCUUUCACCGUUUAAUGCUUUUUCUGGCUCCGACAACGUGACGGCUCCCUUGGCGUUCGUUAACUAUGCUCGUCUCGAGGAUUUUCAAAAGUUAAAAGAACUUGGARUCAGUGUUGCUGGUCACAUCGUGAUUGCUAAAUAUGGCAAGAUCUUCCGUGGUGAUAAGGAGAAGCUUGCACGCGAAGCGGGCGCGGUUGGACUGAUACUCUACACUGAUCCUAAGGACUACAGCCCAGGAGUAUCACGCAACCACACCUACCCUAAAACCUGGUGGCUCCCCUCAUCAGGGGUCCAGAGCGGCACUCUGUUUGUGGGAGAUGGGGACCUCGAGACUCCAGGAUAUCCCUCCAUUGAUGGUAUGUAUCGAAGUCCUAUCAACGAGUCCCAGCUGCCAAAGCUUCCAGUUUACCCUGUGUCCAGCGAUGAUGCUAAGCACUUCUUAGGGUUGCUAACAAAAAAUAAGGCACCAGCGGACUGGCAAGGGGGACUACCGACGACCUAUAACAUCAAUAUGGCAUCAUCUAAUAACACGAAAGUGAAAUUAGACGUUCACAUGGAAUACGUCACCAAAUCAGUGUAUAACGUGAUGGGGRUCCUUAAAGGGGAAAACGAACCAGACCGCAUGGUCCUUUUUGGUAACCAUAGAGACGCAACAGCAUUUGGCGCCACCAAUCCUUCAAGUGGUACAGCGGUCUUGAUGGAGACAGUGAGAGUGAUUGGAAGACUCCAUAAAAAGAAAAAGUGGCGUCCAAGACGAACUAUGGUGUUUAUUAGUUGGGGAGGCGAAGAACCUGGGGCAAUUGGAUCAACUGAAUGGGUCGAGGAUUUCACAAAUCUGAUCAAAAACCGCGCUGUUGCCUACUUGAACGUGGAUGCUGCAGUGGAAGGUAACUAUACUUUCAGAACGGCAUCAAGUCCUCUUAUUGACUACGUAAUGUUCGAGGCAGCCAAAAAUGUAUUCACUCCAAACGGGUCUAUCCUGGACUAUGUCUACCAUGACUGGAAAGUGAAACGUCCAGACAAGAAUAAUCCUUCCAUACCACAUACUAGCAAGCUUACUUCCAGCAGUAAUUAUAAAGAUUUCUAUGAACGUCUUGGAAUACCCUCAGUUGACUUCGGAUACACAUGGAAUAAGGCAAAGAUGAACAUCAGUACCUACCCAGUUUACCACACAGUCUACGAUACUUUCCACUACAUGGCCAAUUUCGUGGACCGUGGAUUUCACUACCACCGCACAGUAGCGCAGGUCUGGGUUCGUCUUGGCUUGUUCCUGAGCGAAUCACUCAUCGUUCCAUUCAACUGCUCGAGAUACGCCGAAAGAAUUGCAAGUCACGUGAAGGAUUUGAAAAAAGUGCACGGUGCAAAGCUUGUAAACCAUCUAAAGCUUGACCAAUUGGACAAUGCCGUCAAGAACCUCACAGCUGCUGCAAAAGAGUUCCAUAGAUUCUCGUCAUCUCUCAACUAUCAGAACGCAUUGCCUGUUACUAUUCGAAUGGCUAAUGAUCGCUUGGUGCACUUUGAGAAGUCUUUCAUCAACCCGCAAGGAAUACCAAGAAAACCAUUCAGGCGUCACAUGAUCUACGCGACGAAUGCCGUUGAUAAAUAUUCAGGGCUAAGUUUCCCGGGUCUUGUAGACAGCAUCUACGAGGCCAAGACAGUAAAAGACUGGCACGAGGUCAAUAAGCAGUUGUCAUUACUGGUGUAUUAUAUCCGGUCUGCUACCCAGAUUCUCACUACUCAAGACAUUUAGUAUCGAAAUGAAAUACUUCAAUUAUUUAUUACAAUGCGGCGUCUUUUCGUUCUACGAUUCUGUGUGAUAAGGCGUGGAAACACGUGCUUAGUCCCAUAAUGCAUUUUGUUUUGAAUUUCCAAUUCAACAUUAUUCAGGCGCUGAAAGAAAUCAGUGACGAAGUAGGACUCGAUCACUAUACCAUUCACGUGUGUCUUGAUGCCCAGUYUCCAUCAAUCUGUUUCAGUGGCCUGGCAUUCUAGUUUGUUCAAGCUUUGCAAAUGGUUCUGCGAAGCCUUUAACGGUUGUUUUAUUGAAAGCGUUUUUAAAAAGAAUUCUUUUAAUCUUUCGAAGAACAUUUUAAAUUUAUGUCGCAAUCCCUAAUAUAUUCCUACCGUCAAAAAUAACCCCUGCUGUUUAGAUAACGUUAAACAUUUCUUAGUGUACAAUUACAACAGCCUGAAGUAACCAGAAUAAUGACAAAUAAUUUCAGCUAUGAUGUAAUAAACGCACCAAUCAUAAGAAUAAUUAGUACGCAUGCGCAAAUAGUUUCAAUGUAUUAUGUGAUGACGUCACGAAGUCAUCACCAUGCCUACGUCAUCAUAUAAUUGUGGCUGACACAAUUUUAGGUCUGAAAUGAAUACAAACAUCUGUAUCUAUAUUGCAACGUACAUUGUAAACUAAUGCUUCCAUCAUUAAACAAAAUAAAACACUUUUUAGUGUCAA